Messenger RNA from Hypomesus transpacificus, 1473 nucleotides. RefSeq names its product phosphatidylinositol-specific phospholipase C, X domain containing 2 (gene plcxd2). The transcript has 7 exons. The coding region runs from base 258 to 1226 and encodes 322 amino acids. Gene Ontology annotation, molecular function: phosphoric diester hydrolase activity. Lineage: Eukaryota; Metazoa; Chordata; Actinopteri; Osmeriformes; Osmeridae. The record is from RefSeq and is a predicted model, not a curated record. Gene Ontology annotation, biological process: lipid metabolic process.
GUUAGGCUUCCCGAGAGGGAGGGCGGGACACCUAGUAACACAGAGAACGGUUCGUGGACACCGUUCCACAGGUGUAUAGGGCCUAUUUACCGAGGAGCGGCAACUGAGAGCUGGUCCAGAUCUAGUGAUGGUUUGCCGCACAGUAAACCUGAGGGAAAUGGCUAGGACACCGACUACAUACUGGCACCGGAUACAAAUUUGACGAAUCUGACAAUCCAAAGUUUCUCAGAGUAGGGGUACUCUCAGGAGGAGGCGAUAUGAAAACGCGACCCGCGGGAAUCGGAAACGCCAAUGCCGACUGGAUGGGCUCGCUUAACCCCGCUCUUACGGCCAUGCCCCUCAAGCACCUUGCGGUGCCCGGGUCACAUGACUCCUUCAGUUUCUGGGUGGAUGAGCAUGCUCCGGUGGGCCCAGACCAGAUGGCCAUCGUCCAGUACCUGGCUACUGUCUUCCGCCUCAUGGCCAAAAAGGUCAUGAAGAAGUGGUCCAUUACUCAGAACCUGACCUUCAGAGAGCAGCUGGACGCAGGGAUCCGCUAUUUCGACCUGCGAGUCUCCUCCAAGCCUGGAGAGACCGGAACCGAGAUCUACUUCAUCCACGGCCUGUUCGGUCACAAGGUGCGAGACAGCCUGCUGGAGAUGAACUCGUUCCUGUCUUCCCACAAUAAGGAGGUUGUGUUCCUGGACUUCAACCACCACUACGCCAUGGGUCCGGAGCACCACUCUUACCUCAUCAGCAUGUUGCAGGAGGUUUUCGGCUCCAAGCUCUGUGGCUCCACCCCCGUGGACCACAUCACUCUCGACUUCCUGUGGGCCAGAAAGUACCAGGUCCUGGUGUUUUACCAUCACCCCUCCAUGCAGGGCUGUCCUCUCCUGUGGCCUGGCAGCAGGAUCCCUGCUCCCUGGGCCAACACCACUGAUACCCGCAAGCUCACCCAGUUCCUGGACAGCACCCUGGAGGAGAGGAGCCAACAGGGCUUCCACGUGUCCCAGGCCAUCCUCACACCCCGGACCCAGACAGUGUUGCGGGGCCUGGCAAGGGGCCUAAGAAACCACCUGGUGGAAAGGAACCUCCCCACCAUUAUGUCGUGGGUGGAGGCCCAGAGGCCAGGUGUGCGUGGAGUCAACAUCAUCACUUCAGACUUUGUGGAGCUGCUGGACUUCUCCAACAAGGUCAUCACUCUGAACAGGCUGCUACUGGCUGAGCAGGCCCACAAACCCUGCUGACCCCUGAACUCUAACCCUUUUGACCACUAACCCACCUGACCCCUGCCUUGUAACUCUCCUGACCUUUAACCCACCUGACCUCUAACACACCUGACCUCUACCCUUUGAUUCUCUGACCAUGAACCUGCAAGAAGUUUGGUGCACAUGCUUUGGAUAAAAGUGUUAAAGGAGCAGAGAUCAGAUCUGUCUCCUCUCCAGAUUCCUCACCUCCAUCCAACAUGGCAGCUGCACUAUGGAUCACAUGACC